UAAACUGAGUUAACGUUUCACCCAGUUUCGAGAUUAGGGCUUUCGUUGGCAAUAUAAACUGAGUUUCUUGUCAUUGUGUUUCUAUCUGAGUAAAGACAUUAAACUGAGUUUGAUUGUGCAAAAGAUGUCGGUCACAGCAGGAGUUAGAGAUGUUGCACUAGCGACUAGGGCAAAACUACAAGGUGGGAUUGGUCAGACUAGAGUGGGGAGAUAUUGGCCUGGAAAAGCUCCCGAGUGGGCCAAGGAAGAUCAUGAUGAUGAUGAUGAUGAUCAUGUUGGGAAGCACAAGAAGAAGAAGGUUGAUGUCUUGGAUGAUGAGUUGGAGAGGAAUAAGAAUGAUGAUCCAAGGCUACGCCGUUUAGGUCAAGUUAGAGCUGAUCAUCGGCGAGUUAGAGAGGCGGCUGAGGUUGUGUCUACAGAAGAAGAAGAGUUGAGGAAUCAAGAAAAGGAGGAAGAAGAUGUAGAUGCACUGGAAGAAAGAAGAAGCAGAAUUAGAGAAAAGAAUCUUAAAAGAACUCGAGAGGAGGCUGAUCUAAUGCCUCCUCUAGAAGAUGAAGAUGAAGAAGAGGUGCAAGAGGAAGAGGAGUCAGAGUACGAGACUGAUUCAGAAUACGAGAUGUUCGGUAUAUACAUGAUGAAACCUGUCUUUGUGCCUAAAGCUGUUAGGGAGACAAUAGCAGAACGUGAGAGGAUGGAGGCUGAAGAAGAAGCUCUUGAGGAACUAGCAAAGAAGAAACUUGAGAUGAGGAAGAUUGAGACCAAGGCAAUAGUGGUUGCGGAAGUCAGAAAAGAGGAAGAGAGACGCAAGAACGUGCAACUGGAAGAAGAAGCAGAUCUUGGAGAUGUUGAGACUGAUGAUGAGACCAAUGAAGCUGAAGAGUACGAAGCUUGGAAGACAAGGGAACUUGGUAAGAUCAAGAGAGAGAAAGAAGCAAGGGGAGCUAUGUUGAGAGAGAAGGAAGAGGUAGACAAGUUGAGGAACAUGACAGAAGAGGAGAGGAAAGAAUGUGGGAGGGAUAACAAUCCCAAGCCAUCAUCAUCAGAAAAACCGAAAAACAAGUGGAAGUUUAUGCAAAGAUACUACCACAAGGGUGCCUACUUCCAAGAGCAAGGAUCUGAUGAAACAGAUGAUAUAUAUCAGCGCGAUUACUCUGCUCCAACAGGAGUAGAUAAGCUGGACAAGUCAGUUCUGCGAGAAGUCAUGCAGGUGAAGAAAUUUGGUCGGAGUGGAGGAACUAAGUGGACUCACCUUGUCAAAGAGGAUACAACAUAUGGUGGCAAAAACAAAAAAGAUGAAACAAAAGAUUGGAGUGACCCUUGGGUUUCUAAUGUUUUUCUACGACAAAAGUACAAUAAGAGAAUGACAGCCAUGGAUGCUCCUAUUGCAAGACCAAAGGGUAGCAAGAGGAUGAAAGCUUGGUGA
Molecule: messenger RNA, 1423 nt
Organism: Brassica oleracea var. oleracea
Lineage: Eukaryota; Viridiplantae; Streptophyta; Magnoliopsida; Brassicales; Brassicaceae
Product: microfibrillar-associated protein 1-like
Exons: 1
Coding region: 125-1423 (432 amino acids)
Biological process (GO): mRNA splicing, via spliceosome
Cellular component (GO): U2-type spliceosomal complex
Molecular function (GO): RNA binding
Source: RefSeq, a predicted model, not a curated record